This is a messenger RNA of Neopsephotus bourkii (Bourke's parrot), 5780 nucleotides long. RefSeq names its product SPT2 chromatin protein domain containing 1 (gene SPTY2D1). Lineage: Eukaryota; Metazoa; Chordata; Aves; Psittaciformes; Psittacidae. Gene Ontology annotation, biological process: nucleosome assembly; regulation of DNA-templated transcription. The record is from RefSeq and is a predicted model, not a curated record. Gene Ontology annotation, molecular function: DNA binding; histone binding. The transcript has 6 exons. Gene Ontology annotation, cellular component: nucleolus. Bases 42 to 2246 code for a protein of 734 amino acids.
GGAGGGCGAGGGCGGGUGCUUCAGCCCCUCUCUAGCCGGCCAUGGAUUUCCAUAAUAUUCUCGUGAAGGCCUCGGAGCAGCAGGGGCUGAACUCUGUGCCGAAAAGGUACAGUUUGGCUGUUGGUCCUCCCAGAAAGGUUCCGAAAGUCAAGGGUGUAGAGUCUGCAGCAGUGCAAGCAUUCCUCAGACGUCAAGAAGAAGAGAAAAGAAAGAAAGCACUGGAAGAAAGAAGAAAGAAAGAACAGCUCUUGGCUAAGCGCAUUGAACUUAAACAUGACAGAAAGGCAAGAGCUAUGGCCUCAAGGACCAAGGAUAAUUUUUAUGGUUAUAAUGGCAUUCCUGUUGAAGAGAAGCCUAAAAAGAGGAGGACUUGUGAAAAUGUUGCUCAAGCCCCGGAGGCUGAGUAUGCAGCAGAAGAGGAAACUGAGCAACCUGAAUAUAGUCACACUGAAUCUGACCAUGAGCAAGAAUAUGAAGAGAAACCAUCCAAAGCUGCAGUGAAACCAAAGGCACCUCCCAAAAGUGCACCAGCACCUCUGAACUUUGAAGAGCUCUUAAGGCUUGCUGAAAAAAAGCAGUAUGAACCGGUGGAAAUAAAACCAGUGAAAAAAGUAGAAGAGAGACCCAGAACAGCAGAAGAAUUGAGAGAGAGGGAGUACUUAGGACGCAAAAACAAAAGAGUAGAAAUGCACAGGAAAAGCGAGAAGGAGGUUAAGAAUACAGGGAUAUCCAGUUCUUCCAAAAAAGUGACUUCUCAGAAAGAAUCUGUGAAUGCAAAGCUUAACAAAAGCUCCUUAGAUAAACAUUCCACACCAAAAAGCAGUCUGACAUCUUCUAUGAGUGGUACUGAUAAGAAAUCCAAAACACCAGCAUUGACCGAAAAAUAUUCACAGUCAUCAUCUUCCUCCAGAUUUGAUCAAACAGGAAAAAACUCACAAAAUGGCUCCUUAAAAAGCACUCCUGGUAGCAGUCAUGGUAAAUUGCCUGUCAAUGGUAUUGGAAGGUCCGGCUCAAGUUCUCAUGUGCCACCCUCAAAAGCAACAGCCAAUGGGGCUCAGAAGCCUCUGCCUGCUAAAGAAUCCAGCCUAAAAAAGUCUGUCCAUAUGAAAUUGGGAAAUACUGCAUUCCUUCAGCAUGGAAUUAACUCCAAUGCAAAGCGAUCAGGCAGCAGCUUAGGGAAAGGAGGACCUGGGCAUCCAAGUGGUGGUUCAGGUGCAGGACCUGGGCGAUUGAGCAGCAAUUCUGGUGUGGGACCUGGAAGGCCGGGAAGUGGUUUAAGCCCAGGACCUGGGCGACUGGGCAGUGGCUCAAGCAUGAAACCUGGGAAGUCAGCAGGCAGCUCAAGCACAGGACCUGGGCGACCAGGCAGCAGCUCAGGCACAGGACUUGGGCGACCAGGCAGCAGCUUGGGCACUGGGCCAGGAAGGCCAGCCAACAGCACAAACACAGGACCUGGUCGACCAGGCAGCAGCACGAGCACAGGACCUGGUCGACCAGGCAGCAGCACAAGUACAGGACCUGGUCGACCAGGCAGCAGCACGAGUACAGGACCUGGUCGACCAGGCAGCAGCACGAGUACAGGACCAGGAAGGCCAGGCAUCAGACCAAGUACUGGACCUGGGCGACCAGGCAGCAGCAUGGGUACAGGACCAGGAAGGCCAGGAGUCAGUUCAGGCAUGGGAGCCAAGCGACCAGGCACCAGUUCAGGAACAGGACCAGGAAGGCCAGGCAUCAGCUCAAGUGCGGGACCUGGGCGACCAGGCAGUGGUUUGGGUACUACAGUAAAACCGAAGUGUACUGUUGUAUCAGAAACUAUUUCUUCUAAAAACUUAGUAACAAGACCCAGCAAUGGACAGAUAAAUGGCAUGAGAUCUUUUCAAGGUCAUAGACCUGUGUUUCAUCCACAAGGGCUUGGGAGACCACCUAUUAGUUACAAGAGACAAAUAGAUGAUGAUGAUGAUGAUGAUGAUGAAUAUGACUCUGAAAUGGAUGACUUCAUUGAAGAUGAAGGGGAACCCCAGGAAGAAAUAUCAAAACAUAUUCGGGAAAUAUUCGGCUAUGACCGGAAAAGGUACAAAGAUGAAAGUGAUUAUGCCUUACGUUAUAUGGAGAGCAGCUGGAGAGAGCAACAGAAAGAAGAAGCUAGGAGCUUAAGGCUCGGUGUUCAGGAGGACUUAGAAGAAUUGAGACGGGAAGAAGAAGAAUUAAAACGCAAGAGACAGUCUAAGAAGAUGAGGACACAUUAACUGACUGAUGGUGUUGACUUUGUCAUGUUUCUGUUACCCUCUGCUUCCAUACAUCUCUUAUUCUACUUCAGUUUCCAUUUGCUUAUUAGAGGGCAAAUAAUAUUUAAAGGGAUAAAGUACUGAAAAGCAAGGCUUUAGUUUGAGUUAAAUAAGAUAUUUAUUUUUAAUACUUGCCAGGGUUGUUUUUUUAUUAAGAAAUUAAUGCACUAAUGCAUAUUAAGUGGAAUAAAAUGAAUAGAUAUUUCCAUUGAUUAAAUCUGUUCAAGAUGCCAGCAGAAAUAUUGACUAGCUAUGCACUGACUCAGAACUAAUCAGUAUAUAGAGGUAAACCAAUUUUACAUUCACUUGAAAGACUAGAAUAGCAUUCUUGUUCCUUAAUAUUUCUUGAGACUUGGAGAAAUUGCUUUAUAUCCUAUUCUCUCUCCCAACUUGAGCCUCGAAGUAUUAAGAUGUCAUCAUCUCUUCAGAAGCAGCUUGGGUAUAAAUUCAGCCCUUGCCACAGAUGUUUAAAGCAAUAAAGUGCUGCAUAUUUUCUGAUUUGAAGAUCCAUAAAACCAAUUUGAAUCUCUUUAUUUCUAAACAGAAAAGUGCAUAUCAUUUGUAAACUGUUAAAGAUGGCCAAAAGAUUACGUUGGGUUUUGCUGUGUCAGGAAUUCCAGUACGAAUCUAGUUCAGGAUGAUAAAUGCACACCCUGAAAACAGGAAUUCCUAAUGCUUGUAUGUAACAUGUGCUUUUGGGCUCAAGCAUAUGCUUGGAAGUUCUUUUCCUGCCCUGUAAAUCUUCCCAUUUGCUUAAUAGCUUCUGCUGCUUUACAGACUGUGUUUGGUGCACAUGUUUUUUUCUUGCAUUAAACAUCCGAUGUGUUAAGUGAUUUGCAAUGUGAAGCAGUCAUUUAUCUAAUUAGGUUUACUAUUUAGAAAGCACAUCAGAAUUAAGUUCUGUUAGAAAGUAUUUGCAGCUCUUCAAUAUUAACAACUUCUUUUUGACUGGUUAAUACUUACGGUUAAUUUCAUCAAACCAAAAAGCUAAAAUGUUAUGUACAGCAGGAAAUCUAGUUCAGUUACUUACCUUAAUGCCCAUAUUUGCACAUUAUUUCUAACUAUGCACUUAAAGACUGUUUGUUUCAGUAACUGAAUUUGUUUACAGUCAGCACAGGGCUCAUGUAGGUCUGCAAGAGUUGUACUGGAAGUCUGAAGCUCAAGUCUGAUGUUGCACCUGCUUUUGAUUUCCCCAGGUCGCCCUUCAAAGGUCACCAGUACCACUACUCAGCUUUGCCUCAAGCUCCAGGACUCUACUGAUAGUACCUCUGGCUUCUGCUGCUGAGGCUGUUAUGUUUUAAUGCUAGGUGUACUUGGAAAAGUACAAAAAAGGAGGAAGUAAAGGAAUACAAAUGAAAAAUUAUCCCAUAGGAAAGGUUCCUUUGUUGUUUUUCUAUCAGGGCUAUUCUGAACAAUGCUGCUUUUAGGAAGCAGUUCAGAUAGCAACAUGUGAGGAACAGUCUUAGAAGCUGCUGAAGUUUAAACAUCUGACUCUUAAUGUAAGAAAAAACAGAUUUGCCUUUUUAAGAUGUUUUCUCUCAAUGGUGUAGCAUUUCACUGCCUCAGUAAAACACUGACAUGAGUAAGCUAUUGGCAUAGAUUCUAUAAACUAAUUCAGUAUUAUCUGACAGGGAGCCCAGAUAAAGAUACUAUCAUCCUUGCUCUCUAUGUAUUUUUUAACUUUCUAUAUUAACCAACAAAACCCAUUUAUCAGUGUAUGCACUUGAGACCACGCAAGAUAGCAUAACCUCUCCGCUUGUCUAAAGUGUGUUGUACUCACCCUGGUACAUUGGGGCUAUCUGAAAUUUUCUGUCGUAGUUCCUAGAAUUAUCCAUUCAAGACCAUGAACACUGGGACCAUGAUCAAGUUACUGUGUUUUUGCUUUUUAAUUCUUUUUAGUUGGAGAAAGGCUCUAGGUCUGCCAAACCUGAUACCUAGAUCAGCUGUGAGCAACUUCCUGCCUGGCUGGGAAAAGUCUCUUAUGAAGCAAAAGAAAUAUAUUCAGAAUUGGUUCAGUUGGGAAUUGAAUCUGCAUUUCAGAUAAAUACAGGUUACAUAAACCCCAGUUAUUUCACCUUCCUGAUUUUUUUUAUUUUUAUUUAACCAUGCAAGAUCAGUUAAAUUUCUUAAUCUGUAAAGCACUUUGUCUUUUAGAUGGUGACUGGAAUGUACUCUGCUAGCCUCCCUAAGACACUGUUACAACUGUUUCUUCACACAAUGAUCAUUGCUUAAAUUGUGUUGAUUUCAUAUGAAAACCGAUUCAAGGACACAUUUGUAAUUUUACAGUCAAGAAGUACUUUCUCAUAAUUGGCAUGGGAUGCUAAUGAGUUUCAAAUUUUGUACAAAUGUUUGGAUUUUAACGCGUUUGCAUUUGCUGCGUAUUUGUAAACGGGCUAUGAAGGAACUAAGGUUUUGGGGUUUAAUUCCUGACCUUGUAUCCAAAAACAUGUUUACUGUUUGCCAGAUUAGUAGUAUUAAUCUAAUGAGAGUACUUCAGUACUUGUCCAAAGUGCAUCUGACUUUGAGGUUAAGAAAAACUGGAAGAACGCUUAUAUUGGUUUAUUGAGGAUCUGAUGUUAACCUAAUGGUUUAAUUGUAUUUAAUGAGAUUCUAGUUUGGUUUUUAAACUCUUAAUUCACUGUUUGACAAUGUGCCUUUUUCACUAAAUUGUGUCAAAAAAAUAAUGAAUGUAGGAGUAUAAAAAGGUUGGUUGGUUUCUGCUAUCUCAGAUUCUAUAUCCUUAAACUUGAUAGUAUGAAAUUACAUACUUUUGCUAAAACCCUUCCAGGUCUGGAUUUGAUUGCACAAUUACAGUAGCUACUUCUUUGCUGUUAAUGCUAAAUCAAAUGAAGGGCACUUUCUAUUGAUGACUACUUUUUGAAAAUGUCUUGUAUUUACACUUGAGCUGUAUUUCACUUUACAGCGACAUCUUUUGGAGGCCAGGGUUUUGCAUAUCACAGGAAGCCUUAGUGUGCAACUCUGUGCUGUGCUUUAAAAUAAAAAUCUUUCAAGAAGUAUAUGAGAUCUCUAUGGAAAUCUGGAUUUAUUUUUAUGUAAAGCCCAAAGUAUUGUCCAGGAAAACAAAUUUUCUAUUAUUUUUGCAUUUUGUAACAUAGUCUAGUAACUGAUGCAUAUUUCUAGAUAGAGCGUAUUUCUGGAGACCAAAACAUGUCAGAAAGAAAAUAAAUAUGUGGAGAGACUGGUGUUUAAAUUGUGAUGAAUGUACUAUUUAUUUUGGUGAGUGGGUUUGAUGCAAUAUUGAAGUGUUAGUGUGUAAAUAAGGGUGCUUCUAGUUUUAGCCAAUGAUAUUUUUUUUCCUUUGGGGAUAUCAUUUGUGCACAAUGUCUUUUUACACAAUGUGACAAAUCAGGUUAAAAACUCGUACAUGGCUUAACUGUUUUCUGGUGUUGUCAAAAUGUACACUUUUGCACACACCAAAUGCAUAUAAGUUUUGCAGAGUAUGUAUACAAUAAAUUACAGGCAUUAAACAUUUUA